AUGGAUUACAUUGAUGAAAUUGUGGAUAAAUGUCUUAUCGUUCUUCUCUUCAAUGCGUUGAAGCUUCUCUUUAAUGCGCUGAAGCUUCCCUUCCCACUUUCUCAUCUAUUAAAGUCUGUCCUUCUCCUCUGUCUUCAAUACAUUUCUUACCGUGUUCUUCCCUUUCCACUUUCUCAUCUCUCUUAUUAUCUUUCUCUCUUCCUUGAGCUUGCUUCCGAAAUGGAUUCUUAUCCAUCUUCCCAAACCUCAAAAUUUGUUGACUUACUUAAUAGCCAACAAAGCAUUUCGUUUGGUAACUACGAAGAUAGUGUCUCACAAGCUUCAUCACAAGCUGUUGGAACCAAAGAUGGUGGAGACACUGGUACACAGCGUAGAGAACGGCGGAGGUGGACGCCUGCGGAUGAUAUUGUCCUCAUUAGCGUGUGGCUUAACACAAGCAAAUAUGUCGUGGUUAGGAAUGAGCAAAAAUCAAGCACUUUCUGGUCAAGAGUAGCAGCUUAUUACUCGGCAAGUCGUCAAGAUGGUGAGGGCCAGAGGGGAGUCCUGCAUUGCAAGCAACGUUGGCACAAGAUCAAUGAUCUUGUGUGCAAAUUCUGUGGCGCCUACGAAGCUGCAAGCAGGGAGAAGACCAACGGUCAAAAUGAGAAUGAUGUACUCAAAUUAGCACAUCAAAUACUCUACACGAACCAUAAGAAGAAAUUCUUCCUCGAAUAUGCUUGGAAAGAGCUGAGGAACGACCAGAAGUGGUGUGAGGCGGUGUCUGCUAAAAACGAAGGAAUUCCAAAAAAAAGAAAGUGUGAACUCUUCAAGCUCUCAACCAACUGA
Messenger RNA from Brassica oleracea var. oleracea, 825 nucleotides. RefSeq names its product glutathione S-transferase T2-like. Bases 1 to 825 code for a protein of 274 amino acids. The record is from RefSeq and is a predicted model, not a curated record. The transcript has a single exon. Lineage: Eukaryota; Viridiplantae; Streptophyta; Magnoliopsida; Brassicales; Brassicaceae.